Molecule: messenger RNA, 581 nt
Organism: Mytilus trossulus (common blue mussel)
Lineage: Eukaryota; Metazoa; Mollusca; Bivalvia; Mytilida; Mytilidae
Product: sialate:O-sulfotransferase 2-like
Exons: 4
Coding region: 19-507 (162 amino acids)
Cellular component (GO): plasma membrane
Source: RefSeq, a predicted model, not a curated record
AAUACCUUUUACAGAAAAAUGAGGUAUCUUGUUGUUUUAAUAUCGGCUUUAGAAAUAGUUUUUGUUUCCAGUUUAAAUGAAGAAAAAAACUUAGAAAAAUGGAUGCAGAGGCAAAUGGACCACAAAUAUGCUAUGUGGGAAAAGAUGACAAAUAUUGUUAAAGCAUUGAGAGGAAGUGAUAAUACGAUGAUGGGAAAGAUUCAGCAACUGAAAAAAAUACCUCAAGUGACAGGCUAUAUCGGAUGUUUUGCUGAUGAUAGCAGACGACAUUUACCAUCAAACUUUAUAGAGUUACGCAAGGGAAUAACCUUGGAACAGUGUAGGAAACACUGCAAAGGUUACAAAUACCUUGGCCUGCAAGUUAGAGUACAAUGCUUUUGUGGAAACCGUUUGAUACAAUCAAGAUAUCCAAAGAAAUCUGACCGUGAAUGCAACAUGAGAUGUUUAGAUGAACCAAGUAGGAUGUGUGGAGGUUUCUGGAGAAAUUCUGUCUAUACAGUUCAAUAGACAAGAAGCAAGAACGCAAAAGAUUAGAAGAAAUAUACAACCAUUCAAGUGCUUGAAUAAAGUAGUCGAAUCAA